AUGUCGAUCGAUUUUCCCAAGGAGGAGGAGGCCAUCAUCGCCAGAUGGCGCGAGCUCAAGGCCUUUGAGCGUCAGCUCGAGCUCUCCCAAGGAAACCCAAACUACACCUUCUACGAUGGCCCUCCGUUCGCGACAGGUCUCCCCCAUUAUGGGCACCUCCUCGCCUCCACCAUCAAAGAUAUCAUCCCGAGGUAUUGGUCCAUGAAGGGAUUCCAUGUUGAGCGGCGCUUUGGCUGGGACACUCAUGGCCUGCCCAUCGAGCACGAGAUUGACAAAAAGCUGGGUAUCUCGGGCAAGGCUGCCGUCAUGGAACUGGGCCUGGAAAAGUACAAUGCGGAAUGCCGCUCCAUCGUGAUGCGGUAUCGCGAAGAGUGGCGCCAUACCGUUGAGAGGCUAGGGCGCUGGAUCGACUUCGAUAACGACUACAAGACGAUGGAUCCCACGUUCAUGGAGUCGGAAUGGUGGGUGUUCAAGCAGCUCUUCGACAAGGGUCAAGUGUACCAAGGGCAUCGGGUCAUGCCGUACUCCACCGCACUCACCACUGCUCUGAGCAAUUUUGAGGCCAACCAAAACUACCAAGACGUGACCGAUCCCGCCAUCGUCGUCGCUUUCCCCCUUAACGACGACCCCGAGACUAGCCUGCUGGCCUGGACAACAACGCCAUGGACUAUGCCUUCCCACCUGGGCCUCGCCGCCCACCCUGAGUUCGAGUAUAUCAAGAUUCUUGAUGAGAAGUCCGGAAAACACUAUAUCCUCUUGGAAAAGCUCCUGAGUACAUUGUACAAGGAUCCCAAGAAGGCUAAGUUCAAGGUGGUGCAAAAGUUGAAGGGCAAGGAAAUGCUUGGAUGGAAGUACCAACCCCCAUUCGACUACUUUUACGAGGAAUACAAGGAUGUCGCCUUCAAGGUCCUCAACGCAAACUACGUCACCGACGACAGCGGCACGGGUAUCGUCCACCAAGCCCCAGCUUUUGGUGAAGAUGAUUACAACGUCGCGGUUGAGAACGGCAUCAUCACCGAGAAACGGCCGCCCCCAGACCCAGUGGAUGACUCGGGCCGAUUUACUAACAAGGUGUCCCACUUCGCCGGGCUUCAUGUAAAGGAAGCCGACAAGCAAAUCAUCAAGCACCUGAAGAACUCGGGGAGGCUCGUGAUGGAGUCGCAAUACAAGCAUUCGUACCCCAUGUGUUAUCGCUCCGAUACCCCGCUCAUCUACAAAGCGGUGCCUUCUUGGUUUGUCCGCAUCCCCGAGAUCAUCCCCCAGAUGCUGAAGAACAUCGAAGGGUCGCACUGGGUCCCAUCGUUCGUCAAGGAGAAGCGGUUUGCCAGCUGGAUCUCCAACGCUCGCGACUGGAAUGUGUCUCGGAACCGGUAUUGGGGUACGCCUAUCCCACUCUGGGUGAGCGACGACAUGGAGGAGCGUGUCUGCAUUGGGAGCAUCGCCGAGCUCAAGGAGCUGAGCGGUUAUGAGGGCGAGAUCACCGACCUACACCGCGACAAGAUCGAUCACAUCACCAUCCCGAGUAAGCAGGGCAAGGGUACGCUGAAGCGAGUGGAGGAAGUCUUUGACUGUUGGUUUGAGUCGGGUAGCAUGCCCUACAGCAGCCGUCACUAUCCCUUCGAGAACCGUGAGCAGUUUGAGAAGAGCUUCCCCGGUGACUUCAUUGCCGAAGGCCUGGACCAGACAAGAGGGUGGUUUUACACGCUUUUGGUCCUAGGUACUCACUUGUUCGGCAUCUCCCCGUUCAAGAACUGUGUCGUCAAUGGUAUCGUGCUCGCUGAGGACGGAAAGAAGAUGUCGAAGCGUCUUAAAAACUACCCGGACCCAAACCUCGUCAUGACUAAGUACGGUUCUGAUGCUCUCCGCCUGUACCUCAUCAAUUCGCCAGUGGUUCGUGCUGAGCCCCUCCGAUUCAAGGAGUCUGGCGUGAAGGAAGUUGUCGCCAAGGUUCUGCUCCCUCUUUGGAACAGCUACAAGUUCUUCGAGGGCCAAGUAGCGCUAUUGAAGAAGGUGGAGAACGUCGAUUACCUUUUCGACCCAAGCAUGGAGUCCUCCAACAGCAACGUUAUGGAUAAGUGGAUCUUGGCCAGCUGUCAGAGCUUGCUUAAGUUCGUCAAUGAGGAAAUGGCCGCUUACCGCCUGUACACCGUUGUACCCAAGCUUCUGGAACUGAUCGAUAACACCACUAACUGGUACAUCCGCUUCAACCGCAAGCGGCUCAAGGGCGAGAACGGGUUAGACGACACUAUCCAUGCCUUAAACACACUCUUUGAGGUCCUAUUCACGUUGUGCCGCGGCUUGGCGCCUUUCACACCGUUCCUCACGGAUACCAUCUACCUGCGGCUCCUGCCCCACAUUCCCAAGGAGCUCCAAGGUCAAGACCCCCGCAGCGUCCACUUCCUGCCCUUCCCUGAAGUGCGCCAGGAGCUCUUCAACGUUGAUAUCGAGAGACGUGUUCAGCGGAUGCAGAAGGUCAUCGAGCUGGCUCGCUACUCCCGCGAAAAACGUACCAUUGGCCUCAAACAGCCACUGCGGACGCUCAUCGUCAUUCACCACGACCCGCAGUACUUGGAGGAUGUACGGUCUCUCCAAGGGUACAUCACUGAGGAGCUCAAUGUGCGCGACCUGGUGUUGACAUCGGACGAGGCCAGCCACGGGGUCCAGUACAGUGUCACGGCCGACUGGCCCGUCCUUGGUAAGAAGUUGAAGAAGGACAUGGCCCGUGUCAAGAAGGCGCUCCCGAACGUGACGAGCGAUGAAGCCCAUGGCUACGCCACAAACGGUAAGCUGGUUGUCGAUGGCAUCACGCUAAGCGAAAGGGACCUCGUCGUCAAGCGCGGGCUUAAAGAAGACGAUUCUUCGAAAAACCUCGAGACCAACACUGACAACGACGUGCUCACCAUCCUCGACGCCGAGAUCUAUCCUGGCCUGGCUGAGGAAGGCUUGGCACGCGAAAUUAUCAACCGCGUGCAGCGCCUGCGCAAGAAGGCUGGCUUGCAAGUAACAGAUGAUGUUAAGAUGGAGUACAAGGUCCUCACGGACCCAGAGGAGUCGGGCAUUGAGAAGGUGUUUGACUCGCAGCAAGCGGCCAUCUCGAGGGCCUUGCGGCGGCCGCUGGAUAAGCAUGAGGUGACGCAUGUGGAGGGGCAGAUUAAGCCGGAUGAAAAGGACAUCAUUGCGGAGGAGGAGCAGGAGGUCGGGAAGGCGACAUUUUUGUUGCGAUUGCUCAAGCUUUAA
This is a messenger RNA of Dichotomopilus funicola, 3237 nucleotides long. Its product is annotated as tRNA synthetases class I-domain-containing protein. NCBI's taxonomy places the organism in Eukaryota, Fungi, Ascomycota, Sordariomycetes, Sordariales, Chaetomiaceae. The transcript is spliced from 4 exons. The record is from RefSeq and is a predicted model, not a curated record. Gene Ontology annotation, molecular function: ATP binding; tRNA binding; isoleucine-tRNA ligase activity. The coding region runs from base 1 to 3237 and encodes 1078 amino acids. Gene Ontology annotation, biological process: isoleucyl-tRNA aminoacylation.